Messenger RNA from Eimeria tenella, 651 nucleotides. RefSeq lists its product as uncharacterized. Lineage: Eukaryota; Apicomplexa; Conoidasida; Eucoccidiorida; Eimeriidae. The coding region runs from base 1 to 651 and encodes 216 amino acids. The record is from RefSeq and is a predicted model, not a curated record. The transcript is spliced from 2 exons.
AUGGGAAACGCAUGCAGCGGCUGCUGCGGCGACAGCAGCGACCCGCUGCAGGUCCCCCUCGAGGCCCUCAGCGGCAGCGAGCAGCAGCUGGCGCAGCACUUUCGCCCCGAAAUGGCAGAAGCCCUUAAAGAGGGACUUGCUGUCGGACUCAUCCUCCAAGACAAGUCGCGGCUGGAGUGCGUGGUGCGGCUGAGCAGCAGCGAGGACAGUUUGCUGCUGUCGUGCGAAGCAAAGAGCCGCGUGGUGCCGCUGCAGUCCAUAAAGGCUUUGCUGCACAGCAGCAGCCAGCUGCUGCGGGUGGACUGUUCUGCGGGCAUUCGCCCCAGCGACUUCUGUGCUGCGCUGCACCUUGCUGCUUCCGGCAACUGCAUUCCGCUCUUCUUUGCUUCUCUCCGCGACAAGAACCUUUUCCUGAUUACUCUCGCCCACGUCCGCACCCGCAGCAGCAGCAGCAGCAGCAGCAGCAGCAGCAGCGGCGGCGGCGGCGGGGGCGGCGGCGGCGCGGGCGCGGGGGGCGCCGGGAAGCAGGAGGACGCUGCUGCUGCGGCGGCAGCUGCAGCAGCAGCUCGUGCUGCUGAUGCUGCUGAUGCUGCUAAUGCAGCAGCAGCAGCAGCAGCACAGCCGUCCACAGGCAAAGCCAGCCGCACCUAA